AUGGAUCAGAAAAUCCAGGAUGACGACAGCCCGGGACAUAACGAAGAAAAGGAGGGUGUGACGGAGUUCUUGCUUGCUUGCGACCGAUGCCGUCGAAGAAAGGUGAAAUGUGGUCGAGGUCAGCCCUGUGAGCAAUGCACCACAGCGGGAGCAUCAUGCGCCUAUACCCUAGGCCUCAAGUCGAGAGUCCGCAGGCAACGCGUCACACUCUCCAACGACAUUUUCUCACCUCUACAAAGCGAGAAAAGUGUUGACCACAUCGCUCGGACUGUGGAUGAGCUAAAAAUCAUGGUGGCGGAUCUCAGCAAACAACGUCCCUCAUGUCCAUCACCCGCACAGGAGGCGCCUGCGUCCUCGAGGAGCCAUGCUACUCCGACGACCUCGUUCCCAACAUCUUCUCAACAUCGGCCAGCAUCUGUUCAGACCCUCGGUGCAAGCCCUGCCAGCGCACCCACGGUGCCGCCGACCGAGUACACUGGCGAGUCAUCUCCAUUCGCGCAUGUCCUGUUCGCCACUUCCUUUUUCCAGAACGCCGUUGGGAGCAGCUCCUCAUUCCAUGUCACGACGGAGAUGGGCCCGGUGAUACAAACCUUGAACAGCAUUGCCAAUGCCCAAAAACAGACCAACGAUCCUGUUGAGGUGCUCUUCCCUUAUGCCAGACCGCUGGAAGAUGGGAGAAAGCCCACGUCAUUCCCGUCGCCGCCACUGAAUAGCGUCUUCGCAUGCCUGAAGAUGGCUCAAGAAAGCAACAAGGUCGACGCCAUGUGGAUCGCCGAGUUCGAAGAUCUCAGCCAUUUCACCGAAUAUGCGAUCAAGGCCUGUGCUCCUGGCCCUGCAUCUGAGGAGGAGAUCAUUAUUGCAAAUGCUGGCCUGUACUGGUUGUUCCUCGAAUGUGCCAGUGUAGCCGAUGAUGAAGUGACCAGGCUUGAUUUCGAGGCUCAGGCGACCUUGUGCCGAGAAAACCUCGAGACAGUCUUGGCUCACCUAGGGUUCCAUAUAAAAAGCACCCUAAACACGGCAUACGCCCUCAACAUGGCCACGACCAAGACAUCUGCCGCAUGGGGUUUUAUCGUCACGGCAUCCCACAUUUGUCAGGCCCUCGGUCUGCACCGCUCUACAACCCUCUCUCUUGAGCCUCCGGUCCAGCAACGGAGGAAGCUCCGAUUAUUCUGGCUCGUAUAUUGCUCGGAUAGAUGGAUUGCCCUGCGCAUCGGACGGUCAUCAUCAUUCCGAGACAAUGAUAUAACUGUCCCUCGGCCACAGCGAAAUCCCGGACCCGACUUGUUGAUUAACAGACUGCUGCCUAUAUGGAUCGAGGGCGGCCCUGGAGCUUUCCUGCAGCCUGAGCAUGUUAGAUAUGCCCGGGCACGCACCCUUCUCUCGGAGAUCCACUUGCUCAUGGAGGCUGAAGAUGCAAUUGAGAAAGAGAAUGGGGCACAGUUUGCGGCAACUGGCCAACCGCUUAUUACUCAGAUUCUAUGGCGAUCAGACCAUAUUUGCAAUUUGUCUAUGCUAAUACUGAUCCAUCGAAGCCUCCCUACUGCCGAUCCUUCAAAGUCGUCAUUCUCGGAGGAGUGCAUCAGCAGCUGCCGGGAUGCUCUAGAAGAACACCAACAGUGUAUGGCCCUGAUCGAGAGUGGCGGUACAAAGACGCGCUUUGUUGAACUAUUUAUAGGCUGGUCCCUUCUACGGUCGCCCUUCAUACCGUUCACCAUCCUCUUCUGUCACAUCAUCGAAUCUUCAAACGCAUCCGAUCUCGGCGCUUUGAAGAGGUUUAUCGACGCCAGUGAGGGAGCAACAUACACUGCGCGCCAUCCCUCAACCCGGAAUCAACUGCGGCUUUUCCAAGCAUUGUACAGUGUGGCGGUCCGAUUCAUCAACCUCCAACAGGACAGUCUAUCAGGGGAGGGUGUUUUUCCUAGUACCGAGAGCCACAGUGUCACAGGAGCUUCCUCCAUUCCCACCACAGGGACUUUCGUGGCUGAUGCGAUGGACUACAGCUCAGCAGCUCCCGGGAUUCAGGGGGCUGUAACUGAAGCAGCCACACUACAACCAGGGGAGGAUCAGUUAUUCGCUAAUCUUGGAGCACAAGUCGACUCAUCGGGGGGACUGCUAGCGAACUGGUUUAUAAGCAACCAGGAGAUCAUGAAGAUGCUCGAGAAUAGCUAG
Fusarium vanettenii 77-13-4 is the source of this 2169-nucleotide messenger RNA. RefSeq lists its product as uncharacterized. Gene Ontology annotation, biological process: regulation of DNA-templated transcription; DNA-templated transcription. Gene Ontology annotation, molecular function: zinc ion binding; DNA-binding transcription factor activity, RNA polymerase II-specific; DNA binding. NCBI's taxonomy places the organism in Eukaryota, Fungi, Ascomycota, Sordariomycetes, Hypocreales, Nectriaceae. The coding region runs from base 1 to 2169 and encodes 722 amino acids. The record is from RefSeq and is a predicted model, not a curated record. The transcript is spliced from 9 exons.